Molecule: messenger RNA, 2572 nt
Organism: Dromiciops gliroides (monito del monte)
Lineage: Eukaryota; Metazoa; Chordata; Mammalia; Microbiotheria; Microbiotheriidae
Gene: TMEM271
Product: transmembrane protein 271
Exons: 1
Coding region: 77-1309 (410 amino acids)
Source: RefSeq, a predicted model, not a curated record
CCGGGGCAGCAGCCGCGCGGGGUGUGGGCCGGCGGGGGCGCGGGCGCGGGCGCGGGCGCGGGCACGGGCGCGGACGAUGAAGUGGAGCGUCCGCGGAGCCUGCGCCGCGCUCUCCUCCGGCCUUCUGCUCGCCUGCGCGCUCAGCGCCGCCGCCGUGGGGCUCAAGUGCUUUUCUCUGGGAUCCGAGCUCCGCGGGGAGCCCUUCCGCCUGGGCACCGCCGCCGGCGCCUUCUACUCGGGGCUGCUGCUGGCUGCCGGCCUGUCUCUGCUCGGCUCCGCCCUGCUCUGCUGCCGGCCCAGGGACGAGAGCCCCGCGGGGGCGGUGCCGGGCGCCGGGGCCGGGCCCGGGGCUGUGCCGGGCGCGCUAGGGGGCCCGGAGGCCGAGCCAGAGAGCGGAGCAGCGGAGGCCCGGGCUAGCGCCGCGAUCCCCGGGAGCCAGAACUUCCUCCUGCUCGGAGUCUUGGUCUUUAUGCUCGGGGUCUUGAGCGCCUUCGCCGGUGCUGUGAUCGACGGCGACACCGUGUCCCUGGUGGAGCGUAAAUACUCGCACUACUGUCUGAAGCCGCGGGCCCUCGCCCCAGCUUCGGCCCCGGCCCCGGCGCGAGCUCGCAGCCCUUUGGACAGCUCCGAGAAUGCCCCGGCGGCAGCACUGGCCCCGGCUCCGGCCCCGGCCCCGGCCCUGGCCCCGGCCCCCGCUCGUGUCCGCAGCACCCUGGACAGCUCCGCGUCUGCCCAAUGUGAGAAACUGAAGGAUUACCAGCGAGGCCUCGUCAUCUCCACUGUCUUCAAUUCGCUCGAAUGCCUCCUGGGCUUGGUGAACCUGCUCCUAGUCAAGAACUACAAGUCUUCGCAGGCGCGACGGGGCCGGCGGGGCCGGCGGAGGGGCGGCCGGGGCGGGCGGCCCCGCGGCGGCCCGGGCUCCCGCCAACACGCGCCCGCAUCCCGGCAGCAGCGGCGGGGCCGGCGAGGCAAGCGGGGCGGGCGGCGGCUGCAGCAGCGGCCCAGCGAAGGCUCCCUCUUCUCCCCAGACGAGGCCGACCUCUCCUCCCCGGGCCUUAGCGGCGGUGGCUGCGGCGGCGGCUGCAGUGGCGGCCCCUUUCCCGGGGCGCGACACGCCGUCUCCUACAUCAAUGUGGGAGUCUUCCACGCGUUCGACGAAGCGGGCGUGGAGGUGCGCUGCGGGGGACAUCCCUCGGUGGAGCUGCCCGGCUACUCGCCCUCGGACCCGGAGCUCCAAGUCUCCUACCCUUACUGCUGCCGGCCUCCCCACGAGGACGUCUAUCCCCGGGAACCCGGAAGGGUCAGCUGAGGCACACUCUCCGCAGCCCACCCCAUGGACUGGACGCCUCAUGCCCAAAUCCCUGCCACAGAAUCGCUUUUUUCAUCGGAAGGUGGGCAGGCUGGGGGGGGGCGGGGGGAAGGGGCGUAGUGGACCGCUGCCUCCGCCCCUAGGGGAAAGCGAGAUCAAGCUUCUCUCCAGUUUGGCAUCUUCUGGGGCAGUCCCGGUGCGUGGGACCCCAAGAGCCAGCCUCUGCCCGUCUCUUCUCUGGCUCCUAGACUCAUCCCGCUGUCGGUAGCAGAGGCUCUGGCUGCUGGCCACUUCUGUGGAAUUGGAUGUCUGGGAUGGGCACCAAGAAGGGAGUACAUUUGUAUUCAAUUUUUAUGUCUGGGGACUUCCCUCCUCUCCUCUAUGUCUGUUCGAUAUCCGGAUUCCGUUUUAAAGUUUACAAUAAAUGUUUAUAGGUUGGUUCAUCCAACCACAUUUCUCUUUGGCAAAUCGUUUUGGUCAAGGGGAGCCCCGGCGGCAGCGCAGAGCUCCCCGAGGGUCAAAAGCAAGGCAGACGUAGGGGGAACUCGAAGCAGCCUCAAGAAGCAUCGGACUCUCCAUCGGGAAAAAGAAAAGAGGGUCCUAUUGUGUUUGCUGGUCUGGCGGGAGCCUGCUGUGUGACUGGUUGUACCCUCACCCCAGAGUGCCGUGAGUUACACUUUGGUUGUUGGGAGGUAGAUACACAAGGCGACCUGCGCUUUCCAAGAUAAAAGAAAAGAAAAACGAAGAACGACAUUUUUUUUUUGUACACGAAUGUGCCUGCUUUUGUUGACAAUUUCUUACUGUAAAAGCUUUCCAGUGAAUGGUGAAAAUGUUUGGUAAAUUUAUUGCAAUUUAAUAGCAGGGGUUUCCUUACUUUAAAAAAAAUUGAAAUGCUAUUGGAGAAUUCAAUUAAAAGAGAGUCAAAGGCUAUCUACGCACAAAACGGUUUAGGAAAAGAAGGUGGGAUUCAGUUAGAAAUCGAUUAUUAUGAAAGCUAUCAAGCAGGUCUGUUCAGUGGGUUAUUUGCCUGAAUCCAGCCUUUCUUUUCUUUUCUUUUUCUUUUUCAAGUUGACUGUUGUGUGUGUGUGUGUGUGUGUCUGUGUGUGUAGACACCGACACGAGGUUCCAUACAUUCCUCUUUUGGAAGCCAGUUCUGGGUUUUUUACUGCAACGCAGAGCUUAUUUUUGGUUAACACAGAUGAACAAUUCAAUCCUAUUUUAGACAAUUACAGUCACAGUCUUUCUUGUAAAGACCAUCUUGAA